ACCCAAUAGGCCUAUAAGUAACUAGCAUUUGAAUUAAACAAAAAAAAAAAAAAACAUUCACUCAUACAAAAAUAAAAUUACAAUCAGAAAAACCCUAACAUCAUCGAUCUUCAUUCUUAAGCUUUCUUCUCUGCAACAACUUGUUCUUCAAUUGUAGAGUUACACCGAUCAAGCUCAAAUAUUUAUAAGGGAACCAUGGCGGCUUUGAAGGAGCUUCUUCCCGAACCGAAAUCAUCAACAACAACUUAUUACGAUCACAGCAACGAUCCAUGGUUUAAGCAGAGAUUCACCACAACGGAAGAGGAAAAAGCUGCUGCUGUAAAGCCUAAAUUGGUACCGCCGUAUAUGAAGCGGUCGGGUUUUGUUCCGAGGAAGGUUGAAGAUUUUGGGGAAGGUGGAGCUUUUCCGGAGAUUCAUGUGGCGCAGUAUCCGCUUGAUAUGGGAAGGAAUAAGGCGGCUAAACCAGGUUCGGCGAUACUUCCGGUGACGGUUGAUGCACAUGGUAAAGUUGCUUAUGAUGCUAUUGUGAAACAGAAUGAGAAUGCUAAGAAAAUUGUUUAUACUCAGCAUAAAGAUUUGAUACCUAAGAUUUUGAGAAACGAUGAGGAUGGUGAAAUGAGUGAUGUUGAUGAUGAUGAGGCUCAGCGGGAGAUCGAUGAAACGAUGCAGGAAACAAAAGCUGCACUUGAGAAGAUUGUUAAUGUCAGGCUUAGUGCGGCACAGCCGAAGAAUGUGCCGCAGCAUAAUUCUGAUGCUAAGUAUAUAAAGUAUAAACCUUCGCAACAGAAUGCUGCUUUUAAUUCGGGUGCGAGGGAGAGGGUUAUUAGGAUGGUUGAGAUGCCCGUGGAUCCACUUGAGCCACCGAAAUUCAAGCAUAAGCGUGUUCCUAAGGCUUCCGGUUCACCUCCUGUGCCGGUGAUGCAUUCGCCUCCUAGGCCUGUUACUGUGAAAGAUCAGCAGGAUUGGAAGAUACCUCCUUGUAUUUCGAAUUGGAAGAAUCCUAAGGGUUACACUAUUCCUCUUGAUAAGCGGUUGGCUGCUGAUGGUAGAGGUCUUCAGGAGGUUCAGAUUAAUGAUAAUUUUGCGAAGCUUUCUGAGGCUUUGUAUGUUGCAGAGCAGAAGGCUAGAGAAGCUGUUGCUAUGAGGUCUAAAGUUCAGAAGGAAAUGCUGUUGAAGGAGAAGGAAAGGAAGGAACAGGAGCUGAGGGCUUUGGCUCAGAAAGCGCGGGCAGAUAGAAUUGGUGUCCCCCCUCCCCCUGCUGCUGUUCCUCUUGUUUCGGAAAGAAGUGGUGUGGAUGAUGGUGACAUGAGUGUUGAGUAUGAGCAUAGGGGUAGGGACAGGGAUAGGGAAAGGGAAAGGGAAAAGGACUAUCCCAAGGAGAGUAGGGUAGAAAGAGAGGAGCGGCUGAAACGUGAGAAGAUUCGUGAGGAAAGGCGAAAGGAGAGGGAGAGGGAGAGAAGGUUAGAGGCUAAGGAUGCUGCCAUGGGAAAGAAGAGCAAGAUUACUAGAGAUAGGGAUCGUGAUAUAAGUGAGAAAGUUGCUCUUGGUUUGGCGUCUACUAAGCAAGGGACAGAGGUUAUGUAUGAUGAAAGGCUAUUCAACCAGGAUAAAGGAAUGUCUUCUGGAUUUGCCACUGAUGAUCAGUAUAAUGUUUAUGACAAAGGCUUGUUCACUGCACAGCCAACACUUUCCACUCUGUACAGACCGAAGAAGGAUGUUGAUAAUGAAACUUAUGGAGGUGCAGAUGAGCAGCUGGAGAAGAUUAUGAAGACUGAUCGCUUUAAGCCCGACAAAGGAUUUACAGGGGCUUCCGAAAGGGCACCUCCAAGGGAUAGACCGGUCGAGUUUGAGAGCGAAGAAGCUGAUCCAUUUGGUCUUGAUCAGUUCUUGACCGAGGUCAAAAAGGGUAAGAAGGCCUUGGACAACGUAGGUGGUGGUGGAACGAUGAGAGCCAGCGCAGGAUCUUCGAUGCGAGACAGUUCUGAUGGAGGUUCGGGCAGAACUCGCAUCGGGUUCGAGAGGGGCCGUUAAGCAGGUUCGAGAGGGGCCGUUAAGCAGAACAGUGUUAAUGGCAUAUUUUUAUCAUGCAUAGGUUGACAUGCCUUGAUGUGGUUAUCACUUACUUUUUGUCACCUUGUGAAAUGUUCUUGUAUUUGUUUUGAUACUUAUUUAUGGUAUUUAUCUGAAAUGUAAUGGUAUUUAUCUCUAUGAAAUGUUUGGUGGUUAAAA
Molecule: messenger RNA, 2229 nt
Organism: Trifolium pratense (red clover)
Lineage: Eukaryota; Viridiplantae; Streptophyta; Magnoliopsida; Fabales; Fabaceae
Product: SNW/SKI-interacting protein A
Exons: 2
Coding region: 196-2031 (611 amino acids)
Biological process (GO): mRNA splicing, via spliceosome
Cellular component (GO): spliceosomal complex
Source: RefSeq, a predicted model, not a curated record